Messenger RNA from Sorghum bicolor (sorghum), 654 nucleotides. RefSeq names its product skin secretory protein xP2-like. The record is from RefSeq and is a predicted model, not a curated record. The transcript is spliced from 3 exons. NCBI's taxonomy places the organism in Eukaryota, Viridiplantae, Streptophyta, Magnoliopsida, Poales, Poaceae. The coding region runs from base 1 to 654 and encodes 217 amino acids.
AUGGAGAAUCCCGCGGGAGUGGACCCGCCGGAGGACAAUGCUGCUCGGUGUCCCCAAUACACCAGCAGCGAGGAGGAGCAGAACCGUUCCGCCCCAACCACCGAAGACAGAGUGGCGGGGAAAAGGCCGCUGGUGGCGGAUCCGUCUCCUGCAGAGACGCUGCCUGCGGAGAGCAGCCUGGCGCCGAAGCGCCGUUGCACGGCGUCGGACGUCGACCCUGACCACAUGGCUGGCCAGAGGACGGCCGAGCCCGCGGCUGUCGUUGGAGACGCCGCGCCACAGACCACCGAGGAGCAACCCGCGGCGACCACCGCGGCUGAGAGCACCGAGGAGCAUCCAGCCCCGGUGAGGGACGGAGAGGCUGCGAGGACGCCCGUUAUGGAGGAAGAGGGUAGGGCUCCUACUCCCCCGCCAGCUGAAGAGGGGAGAGUCCCAACCCCGUCCCGAGCAGAGGCCUUAUCGCCGGGAGGCUCCCCUGGCCUGGAUCAGGGUCCAGUAAUGCCUGCGACCACGGCCGGUGGUAGUGCAGAGGGUGCUGAGACCCGGACGACCUCCGACGAUGAAGUGGAGGAGAUCCAAGGCCGUCCCCAAGAUGGCUUGGAGGAGGAGGUUGCGCGCCUCCGGCAGGAAAACGAGAGGCUCGACCAGGAAUGA